CUAGUACGCAUCACGUGGUUUUAUUUACGCGGGUACUUACGCGGUCUUCGUUACAAAGGCCAAAUUGCAUUGGUUUCGGUAUGAACACGAGCAUUUGCGGACAUAUUUCACAGCUGACGUGCAACGUUAUUCGGAGAGACGUGUGUGUGCCUGUUGGCCAUAUUGUGAUUGCUGAGAGAUGGGCUGGCAGCGAGUUGCAUACCGCCCUAAAGAGCUUGCUUCGAACAGUAGUUUCAGACCACUUGGGAUUGGUUGAUUUCUACCCAUCAAGUGACAGUGCUGUCCUGUACAUCACAGAGGCUGAUCUCCUCAAUGAGCAUGCUAUUAAGAGGAAGAUUGUAAAGUUGCGAAAGAACAAUGCUAAGAAGCCAUAUGUCAUUGCUGAACAGGCCGAAGCCCUUCAAGAACUGUACAACAACUUGCAGCAGUUUGCAGUAAUGGAACUAGGAAUCCCUGUUAUGGCUGUGCAUAACCAACUUGAAGCAGCACAGCUUCUUGCUCAAAUGGAGGCUGUGGAGAGUGGAGAAAAGCAAAACCCUUUUUUAGCGCCAUGGCGAUUACCUCCCUUGACUUCAGCACUUGCCGCCUGCCUGCUACGAGUGCCUGGCUUAGGUGAAGUCAAAGCCAAGGCCUUGCUCCAGAAGUAUCACAGCCUUCGAGCAAUAGCUUCAUGCAGUACAGAAGACCUUACAAAAGCUGUAGGACCAGCAUCUGCAGCAAGUAUUCACAAGUUCUUCAAUGGCCUCAAGUGAUGCAAGGGGCUAUGAAUAGAGAUGGACGCUGUAGUGUUUACGCAUAAGGGCCAAUCAAAUGUAGACAGAUGUAUGGUUGGCAUUUGAAAGUUAGAUGGCACACAUCAUUGCUUGUACUACUGUGGCUUUGUGUGAAUUCUAUGAAAAUGUUUGGGCAGGUGUGUGAAAAUGUAAUGUUGAAGGCUCAAUUUUGUGUUUCAUACCAAGUGCGUUCAUUUUGCCUACACUGCUACAAACCACUUCUCAGCAGUGCAUAAGAAAUUGUGGAGCACGAGUUCAGCAGUUCAACACAGCAUGCCUGUGAAAUCACUGAGUGACAAAUGCCGAAGUGCAUGUGUGGUACAAACCUGCAUGGUGGCUGCAUGUACACUGUUCGCUGGGUACUUCAUCAUUAAUGGUGACGAAGUCCGAAAUGCAGAUACAGUUGGCAUCUGAAGUGUUUCCUCUUUAAUAACUGCAGACAGCAUUGUCUCAUUUCUGCCACAAGUGAAGAUGUGAUUAAUGUACAGAAAUGCGGGAGUCUAGAACAGGCCAUUGAUACCAAUGACAGAAAAAGAAGUACUACUGCAUAUGUGGCAGGUCUUUUUGGCCUGAUCCUUUUAUAGCUUUAUUGAACAGGAAGUAAAGGAAGAUGGGAAUAAGCAGGGUUUCUAUGAUGCUUACAUCUAUCUGCUGCUUAGCACCUGCACCAAGUCAGCACUGCCAGUAGGGAGGGUUUAGCGAAACCGUGAACCAUUCCGGCACAUUCAAAAUGGACAGCUCAUUACAGCACCAUGCGAUUUUGUUAAGGCGAACCAAACACUCAUUUAAUACAGACCUGAGGAUAAAAGGGCAGUUGGUGUUUCUGAAGGCAACUACUACUGUGUGUGCAUACGAAGCACAGCAGUGGCAAUGCACAUGGGCUGGUUUUCAGACAAGCUUAAUCUGCGUGCACCUGAAUGGCAGUAAAUAACUCAAUGAAGCAAUAAAUGCCUGUUUGAAGUACCUGCGAUGCUCUGUAUCUUGAAAGAAUGUGUAAUAACCCUGCAACUAUUACUUUAUACCCGCCAUUACCACCUGCUGAUAACUUUGUAGAAAUAAACAGUUUUUGUUAACUGAGUCAACAAA
Dermacentor albipictus is the source of this 1859-nucleotide messenger RNA. Its product is annotated as Fanconi anemia core complex-associated protein 24-like. Gene Ontology annotation, cellular component: Fanconi anaemia nuclear complex. Gene Ontology annotation, biological process: interstrand cross-link repair. Gene Ontology annotation, molecular function: chromatin binding. The record is from RefSeq and is a predicted model, not a curated record. Lineage: Eukaryota; Metazoa; Arthropoda; Arachnida; Ixodida; Ixodidae.